GUAUUUUGACAAUACAGGAAGUAAAAGAAAUAACCGUCGCGCGUGUCGUCGGCAUGUUAUUAUAAAUUUAAUACUUUCAUCCCAUCGUCUGCUUCUGAAUUUACAAACAGAGAAACUGAUUAUCCUAUUAAGAUACGAACCAUUUUGUUUACUAGCGUCCCUGCUGGCGAGUUGCGUGGAAAUGUGCACCCAAACGAAAGCAGCCGCCCGUAUGGUAAACAUCCCUCAGGCAGACAUCGACCCCUCCGGCGUGUUCAAGUACAUUCUCAUCAGAGUACACAGCAGGGAGCAGGGAGACGAUACAGAGGUCGAUAUAGUCCGAGGAUACGGUUGGGCGGAGUACCAUGUGGAUAUCUAUGAGAAGGUUUCAAUGGAGCUUGAAAAUGAUGGACUCCUGGACUGUGAGUGUGUAGGAGGGGGCAGGAUCAGACAUGAUGCCCAGGCCAAGAAGAUACACGUUUACGGCUACUCUGUGGGCUUUGGAAGAGCAAACCACGCAGUGACCACUGAGAAACUGAAGGCCAGAUAUCCUGACUAUGAGGUGACAUGGGACAAUGAAGGGUACUAAAAUAAACUGGAACAAAACUGAGUUUUAAUUUAGCAAUACAGUCAUAAACCAUUUAACACUGGCUUUUUUAAUACCGCGUAUGUAUUACCAUAUUGUUAUACAUAUUAUGGAAACCUGACACGUAUUUGGCUCUCUGGACUGACUGCCCGACUAUCAAGUGUGAACUUACACAACAAUGUUAGCUGCUAAUGUCAGAAAAUGUGUCUUUCAGCAAGGCAUUCUGAUUUUGUUUGAUGUACAAUGUACCAAUUUAUCAUCAUCAUAAAGACAAUGAAAAUGACUACAUUUGCGUGUAUACGUGUUUACUUAGGUUUUGUCAUUUGAGGUUUGUUCACUUCCUGUGUAAAGAAAUGAAAGCAAAGUGUUCGAAUUUAUUCUUCGAUAUUUUUUCGGCCACUAGGCGUCAGUAUUAUUCGGUGAGGCACACAAGUAUCAGACUGUCGUUGGAACAACAGGUUUCAAUUAUCUGACAUUAAGCUCAACAAUAAUACCAAAAUGAUCAUAAUAAUAAUAAUAAUACAGACUACAGAAACAGGGGGCAUAAUUCACUCGGACCCCUAAUGUCAUUUCCUGUCCACACGUGUGGAUAACAUGUAUUGCAACACACAUGAGCAAGUCUUGUUUAUGUCAAAAAUGGCUUAUUUGCUGUGGUUAUGAUUACUAAAAAAGACUACUGGUGUUGACUAUAGGAUGUUAGUGCAUGUCUACAGGGGUCUAAAAAAUUUGUAGGUCAUAAACAGGUUUUCUAUGAUGUAUGAGCCAAAAUAUUUGCAUAACUUCAUGAUAAGUCACUAGAUCUGGAACUAAAUGAUGCUCCUUGAUGUAGAUGUUUGCCACCAACCAUGUUUUUGUGUUGGUUAACAAUGAGUAAAAGCGGUUCUUGCAAA
Molecule: messenger RNA, 1455 nt
Organism: Doryrhamphus excisus (bluestripe pipefish)
Lineage: Eukaryota; Metazoa; Chordata; Actinopteri; Syngnathiformes; Syngnathidae
Gene: phpt1
Product: phosphohistidine phosphatase 1
Biological process (GO): peptidyl-histidine dephosphorylation
Cellular component (GO): cytosol
Molecular function (GO): protein histidine phosphatase activity
Source: RefSeq, a predicted model, not a curated record